UAUAAUGUUCUUCAUCCAAUUGGUUGGGAUGCAUUUGGGUUACCUGCUGAAAAUGCUGCAUUUGAAAAAAAACUUGAUCCAGUUGUGUGGACGUAUCAUAACAUUAAAACAAUGAGAAAUCAAUUAAAUUUGUUGAAUUAUUCUUUUGAUUGGAAUAGAGAAUUUGCUACAUGUGAUCCUGAAUAUUAUAAGUGGACGCAAGAAUUAUUUUUAAAACUUUUUGAUAGAGAUCUAGUUUAUAGGAAAGAAUCAUUUGUUAAUUGGGAUCCUAUUGAUGAAACUGUAUUAGCAGAGGAACAAAUUGAUACAAAUAAUUGCUCUUGGAGAUCAGGUGCUAAAGUAGAGAAGAGGUUAUUAAAUCAGUGGUUUAUUAGAACUAUACCAUUUGCUAAAUCAUUAUUUGAAGGUUUAAAUGAUCCAACAUUGAAAGAAUGGAAGGAUAUUAAAACAAUCCAACAAAAUUGGAUAGGUGAUUGUAAUGGUACUAGUUUUGAAUUACACUUGAUAGGAAAUAUUCCAAAUUAUCCCAAAACAAUAAAUGUUUGGACUAAUCAUCCAGAAUUCAUCGAAUAUGCAAAGUUUAUUGCAGUAUCUCCAAAGAGCUUAUUAAAUAGAUCAGAAUAUUGUAAAGAUGUGGUAGAAGGAAUUCAAAUCAUAGAUGCUAAAGUAGUAAAUCCAUUCAAUGGAAAUGAAUUACCAAUAUUUGUAACAGAUAAAAUUACAUUUCCAAAUUUUAGAGAUACUUAUCUUGGUAUACCUUCUGCCUCAGUGGAUGAUUAUCAAUUUUCUGAACUAAUUGGACUUGAAUUUACGCGGCAUUCAAUAAGAAGUUAUGAGGAACAACAAAAGAAAAGAUUAGAAAUAUUAUCCAAAGCAAGAAAGUGGAAAAUUGGUGGAUAUCCUGUUGGUUCAAGAUUACAAGAUUGGUUAAUAUCUAGACAGAGAUAUUGGGGUACACCAAUUCCAAUUAUUUACUGCUCAAAUUGUGGCAUCCAACCAGUAUCACGUGAUAAACUUCCUGUAGUAUUACCAAAUGUAGCAUUUUCAUCUUCAAAUAAAAAAUCUAUAUUACGCGAAAUUAAGGAUUGGUUAAAUACUUCUUGCCCAAAAUGUGGAGGUGAAGCAGUUAGAGAAUCAGAUACAAUGGAUACAUUUGUAGAUAGUUCGUGGUAUUAUUUAAGGUACAUUGAUCCACAAAAUAUGAAAGAAAUGUUUGCUACUAAUAAAGUGAAAGAAAUAUUUCCUGUCGAUCUGUAUGUAGGUGGAAAAGAACAUGCUGUACUACAUUUAUAUUAUGCUAGAUUUAUAAGUCAUUUUCUACAUUCAGAAGGACUUUUACCCACUAUGGAACCAUUUAAACAAUUGCUUGUGCAGGGUAUGGUACUUGGGAAAACAUAUCAGGUAAAGAAAACACAAAAAUACUUGAAAACAGAUGAAGUAGAAGAAAAUGCAGGAGAAUAUGUAGAAAAGAGUACCAAAGAACCAGUCAUUGUUUCAUGGGACAAAAUGUCUAAAUCAAAGUAUAAUGGCAUUGAUCCUCUUGUAUUUGUAGAGAAAUAUGGAAUUGACACAACUAGACUAUUUAUAUUAGCUGAUCAGACACCAACUUCGGAUAAGUGUUGUAAUCAUGACACUAUACCGGGAAUAUUAAAUUGGCAAAGUCGCUUAUGGAAAACAGUGAAAACUUUUACGGACUAUCGCAAUAACGUAACCUUAGAAGAGCUCCAAACACAACCUACUGAUCCUAAAUUUGCACAAGAUGAUGAAUACAUGUUUGAUAGCCGAAAUUAUUUUUUAAAGUCUGUAACUUUUAAUAUAAUUGGAUCUCAACAAUUAAGUAUUGCAAUAUCAAGAUUGCAAGGACUUACAAAUAGUAUACGCAAAGUUUCUAUAGAAUGCAUGAAAAAAAGUCGUGAGUAUGAACGUGCAUUAGCAGUCCAAAUUAUAAUGCUUGCAUCAUUUGCACCACAUUUUGCUUCGGAAUUGUGGUCCGCAUUUUCUACGGCAAAACAUCAUCUGAUGGAUAAGAAUGAAAUAGAAUUAAAUAAGGAUGUUAUGGAACAAAAAUGGCCAGAGAUAGAUAUAAAUUAUAAAAUGACAGUGGAAGUCAGAAUAAAUGGUGCAUUCUGUACAAAGAUUAGAAUACCCAAGUACGAAACAGAUAAAUUAUCACUUGAGGCAGCUUUUAACUUAAUAGAGAAUGAACCAACUGUCCAAAAA
This is a messenger RNA of Heterotrigona itama, 2220 nucleotides long. Lineage: Eukaryota; Metazoa; Arthropoda; Insecta; Hymenoptera; Apidae. The record is from the annotation of a GenBank genome assembly.